Molecule: messenger RNA, 1745 nt
Organism: Caenorhabditis angaria
Lineage: Eukaryota; Metazoa; Nematoda; Chromadorea; Rhabditida; Rhabditidae
Source: the annotation of a GenBank genome assembly
AUGUCUCGAAUACUUCUGCCCCUACUAAUUUUCCUCUGCACAGCAUUUCACACCGACGCAGCUGGUCAGGGUUUAGUCUCACCACAAACAGCGUGUAGAAUACGGUAGGGUCUUGAACGGAACUCAAAUCCACAGUAAUCCUGGAAUUUGUAGAUGUGAGAAUGGUGGAAUGUGUGUUUUCAAUUUGGAUAAUCCCAAUCAACAUUCGUGUAUUUGUUUGCUCGGGGUUUUCACGGGAGAUCGAUGUCAAUUUAAAGGUAGAUCAAAACUUUUUUCUACAGUAACCAUAUUUUUUUAUUUACAGUAGUCUCGGCUGAUGACGUCACCACAACUCAAGUUCCAACCACAGUCAUGCAUUAUGAGAAACAGUUAGAGAUGCAGCAGCAGAAUCAGAGAGAACAGGAAGAGAAGAGACGCAGAGAGGAGCAUGAACGAUAUUGGAGAGAGGUGAGAGACGCAGAGUUUUUUUGAUCUACCGCUCACCAAAAAAAAUUACACCAAUAAAUAAAUCAAUAAACCCACCAAAAUUUAUUAGCGGUUUAUGAACAACUGUUCCAGGAAAACGAACGAAAAGCGCAAGAAGACAUGGCGAGACGCAGACAACAGGAGAGCAACGAGAGAGCACGUCAUGAGGAGACGCGCAGGAAGCACGAGGAAGAGAGAGAGCGACUCAUUGAGGAACGUGAGAGAAUCGAGGCGAUGAGAAAAGAGCAAUAUGAGGCGAGAGUUAGAGAAGCAGAGGAGGAGAGAGUGAAGGAGGCGGAGAGACGUAGACAACAAGAGGAGAUUGAGAAGAAGGCGAUGGAAGUGAAUAGAGAUUGGGAGUAUAGACGUGAGUGAUGAGAGAGGUUAGAGAAAAAAAUAUUUUUUUUUUUUCAGCUGGAACUGAUGAAGAUUAUCAAGUUGCUGAGAAAGAUGAAUAUGAUGAAGGAGAAGUUGCUGAAGAAGGAGAUGAAGCUGAAAAUUAUGAUCACGUGAAUCCACGUCAUGAAAAAGUGCUGAAUACAAUCACCAACACUUUCAAUGAAGCUGUUCAAACCACCACUGAAAAACAUGAGGAGACUAUUCGAGAAACUGAAACUGAAAAUGAGGAAAUUCCAGAAAUUCCGGAGAUUAAUAAAGAAGAAGAGACAACUUUUAAUGGAAUUGUUAACUCGUUUGAAAAAGCUGUGGAUCAUACGAUUAAAGAACAUGAGAGGUUGGUUUUUAACACAAAAAAUUGAAAAAAAAUCGCCACGGGGCGGGAUCGAACCAAUGACAUAAAAUUUCGAAGACGUGAGUGUUAACCACUCGGACAAGCGCGCAUCUUUUUUCUUGCCUGCAAAUGUUUGACAUAUGAAACGAGGAAAAAUGGCGCAACGUGAUUACGCAAUGACGGUGUAUUUUUACACGGCGGUUUUUAAGAAUCCAGUUAAAAAUCCAGCCACCCUAGAAAAAAAGUCCCUAUUUCAAUUUUCAGUGAAAUCAACGAAGAGGACGAUUAUUGGAAUCAUACACCGGAAAAAUCUGAAGAUGAACUUGCGCGAGAUCGAGAAUCUUCGAAAUUAGCGCCUCAUGGUGAGAGCUCUUUUUUAAUUUUCUAUUCUGAGUUACCUUAAAUCACUUUUACAGAAGACGCUGAAGAAUUUGAGCUGGAAAAAGCGUCUGGUGGCUGGAUGAUGGUCUCAAAACCAAAAGUUUCAGCUUCAUCCCAACUUAAUUCCCUAAUUUCAAUUUUAAUUUUCAUUAUUAUGGCUCUUUUUUAA